UGGCGGUUGCGAUGGGCCGAAAGGGCGUAAUAUAAUAUAUACGUGUGUGCGUAUAUAUAUAUAUUUAAAAAAUGGUUUCAAUAUAAAUGUGAUUAAACAUGUCAGUGUAUUUUAACAUGAAAUAUCCUGAAACUAUCAUAGAAUUGUGUACGCUAAAAUACCAAUAUUUCCUAUUAUAACUUGCCAUAAAACAUUUUAAAUCUCGUCUCUGAGUGAGUUCUACGUAUGAGCCGUCCUGUGGUUCUUAAGCUGCUUCUCACGCGUUUUCCUGAGGAAAGAGGCUACACCAAUGAGCAUGACUAGCUACAUACGCCUGACUGAAAACAGGGGAAGUAGUCCUCCUGUAACUUCAACCAUGCUGCACGGAAGAAGAGGCGAUGGCCUGGUUAUCCUGAGACCCGCUGGCUACACCGGACACCCAAAAUAUUGGCCCUUGAUGCCGAAGGCUAAAUCGUCAGACAGAUAGCUGAUGGGCUCCAAGACUGCGUUUGUUAUUAUUGCCAGCAAGUUAACACAAGAGCACAUCACAGAGUACAAAGGAGUGUUUGAGAUGUGUGACGAAAAGGGAAAUGGAGAUGUGAAGACACAGGAGCUAGAAAGGCUGAUGAAUUUAAUGGGGAUCAAUCCUACAAAGCGAGAUCUCAGCCAAAUGGCCAAAGAUGUGGACAGAGAUGGUGAUGGGAUGUUUAACUGUGACAGCUCUGGUCUAUUGGCACUGUACAACGAAAGAACCAAGAACCAGGAUGCUGAACUCAGAGCUGCUUUUAAAGUAUUUAACAAAGACGUCAAAGGAUAUAUCGACUGGAACACAUUCAAAUAUGUACUGAUGAAUUCAGGGGAACCACUUACUCAAAUUGAGGCAGAGCAGAUGAUGAAGGAGGCAGAUAAAGAUGGAGAUGGAACCAUUAAUUAUUCAGAAUUUGUGAGCAUGAUGACUGGGUACUCGUUCAAAAAUGAACUGAGGAUAUUCUGCAGCUGCUGUUAA
This is a messenger RNA of Cyclopterus lumpus (lumpfish), 985 nucleotides long. Its product is annotated as calglandulin-like. Gene Ontology annotation, molecular function: calcium ion binding; enzyme regulator activity. The record is from RefSeq and is a predicted model, not a curated record. NCBI's taxonomy places the organism in Eukaryota, Metazoa, Chordata, Actinopteri, Perciformes, Cyclopteridae.